AUGAAAGGAGGAAGUUCUAAAGCUGAUUCGAGGAAAGCCGACAGCAGGCUUGCUGUUAAGAAGCAGACAAAGAAAGAGAAGCAAGCAGCAAAGGAUCCAAACAAACCCAAGAGGGCUCCAAGUGCUUUCUUUGUUUUCAUGGAAACCUUUAGGCAGCAAUACAAGGAAAAGCACCCUAAAAACAAAUCAGUUUCUGCUGUUGGCAAAGCUGCUGGUGAAAAGUGGAAGUCUAUGAGUGAUGAGGAAAAAGCACCCUUUGUAGCAAAGGCAGAGAAAAGGAAGAAGGAAUAUGAGCGGCAGAUGGAAGCUUACAACAGAAAACUGUCUGGAGAAGGUGGUGAUGAUGAUGAUGAUGCAUCAGACAAAUCGAAGUCGGAGGUUGAUGACGAGGAUGAUGAGGAAGGCAGUGAGGAGGAGGAAUAA
Molecule: messenger RNA, 423 nt
Organism: Striga hermonthica
Lineage: Eukaryota; Viridiplantae; Streptophyta; Magnoliopsida; Lamiales; Orobanchaceae
Source: the annotation of a GenBank genome assembly